CAGAGCCUUUGUGUAUCUGUGCGGCUCAGUGUCGGAAGCUGCUGAACGACUUUAGGGCAGAGAGAGCUGACGACCGUGGAGGCUGAAGAGUACACGAGCCAAUCACCAUGAAACUGUCUCACCUGCUGCUGCUGCUGUGCACCAUCUGUCUGUGCAUCCUGCCGUCGACCUCCAGCCCCAACCAUCCGUCAGAUGUUUCAAAGCUCCUCCAGGUGACCAUCCCAGCCACCCCUCCAGUGCUCGCUGUGCUGGGGAGCUCUCUGACGUUACCCUGCCUGGUGUCUCUGGCUCACCCGCCGCCUUCACCCUCUACCAACGGACGCCACCACGUGCUGACUCUGCCUCGCGUCAAAUGGAGUGUCCUGACUCAUGGCAGAGAGACGGAGAUCCUGGUUGCCCGCGGCGACAGAGUGAGGGUCAAUGAGGCCUACAAAGAGCGAGCCUCACUGCUCAACUACGCAUCCUCCCCUGCCGACCUCACCCUGCGGCUGGAGAGCCUGAGGCACAACGACAGCGGCUUCUACCGCUGCGAGGUUCAGCAGGGCCUGGAGGAUGCCGACGACGUGGCCCAGGUCAAGGUCAAAGGUGUUGUGUUUCAUUAUCGGGACGCAUCCAGUCGCUAUGCCUUCACCUUUGAGCGGGCAAGAGAGGCCUGCCAGGAGAUCAGGGCUGACAUCGCCACUCCGGAGCAGCUCCUCGCCGCCUACCACAGCGGGUACGAGCAGUGUGACGCUGGCUGGCUGUCUGACCACUCGGUGAGAUAUCCAAUCCAGAUGCCAAGAGAGGGCUGCUUUGGGGACAUGGCUGGCCUGCCAGGAGUGAGGAAUUAUGGGCUGUUAGAGCCCGAUGAGCUGUAUGACGUCUACUGCUACGUGGAGAAUAUUAAUGGUGAGGUGUUCCAUGGCUCCGCCCCCCAGCAUUUCACCUUCUGGGAGGCCAAAGCGUACUGUCUGAGCCACGGGGCCGAGCUCGCCUCCACAGCUCAGCUGUACGCAGCCUGGCACGAUGGACUGAACCUCUGCAACCCGGGCUGGCUGGCAGAUGGGAGCGUGCGCUACCCCAUCGUCACCCCUAGAGAGCGCUGUGGAGGAGGCGAACCCGGCGUCAGGACGGUCUAUCGCUACAGCAACCAGACGGGCUUCCCUGAAGAGCACACUCUCCAUGAUGUGUACUGCUUCAGAGGAGAUCAUGGUGCUUACACAGAAUCUCCUCAGGAACGUCUCACCACGGAGCCAGAGGACCUAGGCCAGGACGUUAUCUUCUUCACUUAUCCUGCCAGAGAGGAGUUCAGUCUGAGUGAUGGGAUGGUGAGGGGGGGCCAAGAGGUCCAACGUGCCCAGACAGUCAGUCCAUUAAAGCAGGGCCCUCAUGAUGCUUCGCCCAUUCUGUUUGGUUAUGACAACAAACCAACGCUGACCAUUGACCUUCAUCACUUUGUCACUCCUACACCUGAGCAUCGACAAUACCUGAAGGACACCUUUGGUAUCAUUGAGACCAAUGAGCAAUCACCUGAAGACAACCCAGAGACCAAUCAGACAUCACCUGAAGACAACCCAGAGACCAAUCAGACGUCACCUGAAGACAACCCAGAGACCAAUCAGACAUCACCUGAAGACAACCCAGAGACCAAUCAGCUGUCACCUGAUGACAACCCAGAGACCAAUCAGACGUCACCUGAAGACAACCCAGAGACCAAUCAGACAUCACCUGAAGACAACCCAGUGACCAAUCAGACAUCACCUGGAGACAACCCAGAGACCAAUCAGCUGUCACCUGAUGACAACCCAGAGACCAAUCAGACAUCACCUGAAGACAACCCAGAGACCACUCAGACAUCACCUGGAGACAACCCAGAGACCAAUCAGACAUCACCUGAAGACAACCCAGAGACCAAUCAGACGUCACCCGAUGACAACCCAGAGACCAAUCAGACGUCACCCGAUGACAACCCAGAGACCAAUCAGACGUCACCCGAAGACAACCCAGAGACCGAUCAGACGUCACCCGAUGACAACCCAGAGACCGAUCAGCCGUCACCCGAAGACAACCCAGAGACCAAUCAGACGUCACCCGAUGACAACCCAGAGACCGAUCAGCCGUCACCCGAAGACAACCCAGAGACCGAUCAGACGUCACCCGAUGACAACCCAGAGACCGAUCAGACGUCACCCGAAGACAACCCAGAGACCGAUCAGACGUCACCCGAUGACAACCCAGAGACCGAUCAGACGUCACCCGAAGACAACCCAGAGACCGAUCAGACGUCACCCGAUGACAACCCAGAGACCGAUCAGACGUCACCCGAUGACAACCCAGAGACCGAUCAGACGUCACCCGAUGACAACCCAGAGACCGAUCAGACGUCACCCGAUGACAACCCAGAGACCGAUCAGACGUCACCCGAUGACAACCCAGAGACCGAUCAGACGUCACCCGAUGACAACCCAGAGACCGAUCAGACGUCACCCGAAGACAACCCAGAGACCGAUCAGACGUCACCCGAUGACAACCCAGAGACCGAUCAGACGUCACCCGAAGACAACCCAGAGACCGAUCAGACGUCACCCGAAGACAACCUAGAGACCGAUCAGACGUCACCCGAAGACAACCCAGAGACCGAUCAGACGUCACCCGAUGACAACCCAGAGACCGAUCAGACGUCACCUGAAGACAACCCAAAGACCGAUCAGACGUCACCCGAUGACAACCCAGAGACCGAUCAGACGUCACCCGAAGACAACCCAGAGACCGAUCAGACGUCACCCGAAGACAACCCAGAGACCGAUCAGACGUCACCCGAUGACAACCCAGAGACCGAUCAGACGUCACCUGAAGACAACCCAGAGACCGAUCAGACGUCACCUGAAGACAACCCAGAGACCAAUCAGACGUCACCUGAAAACAACCCAGAGACCAAUCAGACGUCACCUGAAGACAACCUAGGCACAGUUCCUGAAGAGUCUCACCAAAUCCCAACAGCUUCACCAAAUGCUGAUGGUGGACCAACUGAUGAAGACUCCACUUUACCGCCAAAUGAUGAAGACUCCACUUUACCUCCAACUGAUGAAGACUCCACUUUACCUCCAACUGAUGAAGACUCCACUUUACCGCCAACUGAUGAAGACUCCACUUUACCGCCAACUGAUGAAGACUCCACUUUACCUCCAACGACUCCAGAGGAUAGAAAGAUGUCAGAGCAUCGUGUUUCUGUGACUGAAAGUCUGGAGAAGUUAACAUCUGGAGCUGAGUCAAGUGAACACCUCGACAGUUCCACUGUGGUUCCUCAAGAGGGCGACCUUCCUGUUCUACAAGAGGACCACAGUCAUGAAGUCGACCUGGACCACGACUUAGAGACGGUGAGCUCUCUAGAUGUAUCAGGACGGACUGAAGAAGAGGGCAGAGCAGGUACUGUGAAGGAGAUGUCGGCGCACCCUGAGGAGACAGAUGUUCACCUCAAAACAAUGUCACCAACUUUUGACCACAGCACACCAGAGAAACAUCGACCAGAAGAGGCGACUGCAAGCCCUGCUCCAGAAGAAGAGAAAAUAAACUCUGGGACUCAGAGUUUGUUGGGUUUGGACCAGUCGACCAUGUCUGAAUCAUUUAAUAUUUCAGGCACUGAUCCCACUCAGGAGCACUCAGGUGGAGCUCGUCUGUCCGUCUCAGUCGAUGAUGUUGAGGAACCAGGAUCAGAUCACGCUGCAGAAAUGCGUCCAGCAGAGCUCCACACAGUCACGUAUGACUCACACUCUUCUGAUUGGCUAACGUUGUUAACUUCCUCUGUGUCUGUCACCCUAACUCCGCCUCCUGUGGAGGUCGAAGCCAGAACCUUCAUCAGUAACUGUUCGUCUGGGGCCAAUGGUCUUGAGCACUUCCAGGAUGAUUUAGGAGAAAACCCAGAAAUACUCCUAUGUACAUCCCAUAAUACCACAGAGACCGAACAGGAGGAGAGAGAGCAAGAUGGCGGCGAGGGAUCAGCUGAAUCAUUCGAGGAGGGCGGAGAUGUGAAACCAUACCUGACGCGCUCAAUGAGAGUCGACGGUGACGAUCCUGAGUCUGAUGUAAAAAUCAAGCUGAUCCCUCUUCUGGCGCUCACGCCCGCAUGGGAACCACAGACGUCCACGCCGCAGGAGUCUCGCUCGGACCGCGAAUACAGCGCAGAGAUGGCUGUCAAUCAAGAUUCUGAUGACGUGUCUAAGGAGCAGGAUGUCGAGGACACAACCAGCAGCAACAUAGAUCCUGGAUCAGAGGGACGGACCAGCACAGACUCUUCAGUCUGCACACGGCGUCCUGACGCGGCUGAAACCAUCAGUCGGACGCCGAGGACGCACAAAGACUCGUGUUUGGAGAACCCGUGUUUAAACGGAGGAACCUGCGUGGACGGAGAAACGGCGAGCUGUGUGUGUUUGUCCGGGUACGGAGGAGACGUGUGCCAGACAGACGUGGAGGUGUGUGAGCCCGGCUGGGAGAAGUUUCAUGGUUUCUGUUAUCGUCACUUCACCACCAGACAGAGCUGGGAGGCAGCGGAGCAGCACUGUCGCAUGUGUGGAGGUCACCUUCUCUCCGUGAUGACCCCUGAGGAGCAGGACUACAUCAAUGACAGAUAUAGAGAGUAUCAGUGGAUCGGACUGAACGACAGAACCAUCGAGGGAGACUUCCGCUGGUCGGACGGGAACCCUCUGCUCUAUCAGAACUGGUUCAGAGGACAGCCUGACAGCUACUUCCUGUCCGGUGAGGACUGUGCUGUAAUGGUCUGGCACGAUGGCGGCCGCUGGAGCGAUGUGCCGUGUAACUACCACCUGUCCUACACCUGCAAGAAGGGCGUCUCCUCCUGUGGCGAGCCCCCCACAGUCCCCAACGCCAAGGUGUUCGGAAAGAAGCGGUCACGUUAUGAGACCAACACCAAAGUGAGGUACUACUGCGAGGAUGGUUUUGUGCAGAAACUGAAGCCAGUGAUCAACUGCAUGCCAGGCGGCCUUUGGGAAGAGCCUCUGAUUACCUGCAGGCCGACUCAUUCAGUGGAAGAAAACUCUGUCACUCCUCCUCCUCACCAGCAGGAGGCGUUUGAGGAGGCCGCUGAGGUGAUGGAGGUCAUGGGUUCAACCACAGAGAAAGCAGCUCCUCUUUUCUGGGACAUUAAGUGGGACAUCUGAUGCCAUCCUUUUCAUUUUAAAUCAAUCCUCCACAUUCCUCCGCGUCUGAAAAAACUUUUAAGUUCAGUGUUUGCAUUAAGUCAAAUAUUGAAAUAUAAAGAGGUCAACCAAGAUCAUCUCAAGGUCACCGCUUUUUAAUCAAAUCAUCUAACUACCAUCUUUUAAUCAAGCUCGCCGCUUUUUAAUGAAAUCAUCUAACAAAGAUGUUUUAAUCAAGGUCAUCUCAAGGUCACCACGAUAUUUUAGAUGGCGAGAAGCUCGAGGACAAUUUGGUACAGAAGCCUGGAAAGGUCAAACAGAUUGUAUAGAUAAUCUCAGUAAAAACAGUGCGUGUAUGUGUGACUUUGUAUGGCUUGUGUGCAGAGAACACAACCUGAUAUUAAAUUCCCCACGUGUCUCUCUGGGCUUCCACAGUUUGCUGUUUUUAAGUGUUAAAGAACAAACACUGUAAAAAAAAAAGAGGUUGUUGAAAUAGCUUUAUGUAAUUGAAGAGUCACGAACGAGAGCAGAGAAGAUCGAGCUAACUGGUCCUCCUAACCCCUAACACCCCCUCCACCCACCAUAAAGCUUCCUGAUUGGUCAGUUUAAGGCCGUCUCUCUGAUCUCCUGGAAAUUAUAAUAACUAGUUAGCCUCAAAGAUCAGACAUCCAAUAAACAAAAUACAAAUACA
Molecule: messenger RNA, 5823 nt
Organism: Labrus mixtus (cuckoo wrasse)
Lineage: Eukaryota; Metazoa; Chordata; Actinopteri; Labriformes; Labridae
Gene: bcan
Product: brevican
Exons: 15
Coding region: 108-5153 (1681 amino acids)
Biological process (GO): cell adhesion
Molecular function (GO): hyaluronic acid binding
Source: RefSeq, a predicted model, not a curated record